GCAUUGCAAUACUUUAUCGUUAUUAUUAAUGUUGGGGUUUUUUGUGGAUCAUGUUUUUUCCCCGCUUUAGUAGAUAGCGGAACCAAGAAGCACGAGAACUUUUUCACCGUCGGACUCUUUAUGCGUUGGAUCAAAACACGCCGAACAAAGAAACUGCUCUGUUGUUGAGGUUGGAGUUGUUGGACGGGCGCGUACACACAUAAGAGGAAACAUGGCAGGUUUGGAGGUUUUGUUCACCUGCGUCUCUGACAACAUUAGGUCAGCACACGACGCCGUGGUUUGCUUCGUGCACUGGGAAAUGAUCAAGAGCGGAUACCGGUGUGUCGGCUCCGGAGACACGCCCAGUGGCUCUGAUAAGAAGUCGGAGAUGCUGCCCCGUGACUGGAGCAGCAACAGGGAGAUAUACAGCCUGAGAUACCAAGCAAAUGACAGCAGCGCACAACUGCUGCUCAAAGCCAUGGUCGUCGACUCCAGUUUGAUCUUCAACCUGAUGAACCUCAGCACGCAGCAGGUGUCAGACUUGACGGUGAACAUGAGCGAUCACGUGAACGCUGAUCAGUUGCACACAUUUGACAGUGUCUACAAAGAUGCCGACAGUCUGACGGUGAAGGUGAGGACUCAGCUGCUGCCGCCUCAGGAGACGACGACAGGACGGAGGACGACGAGGAAGAGUCGGAGGGACGAGGACGAGGAGCAGAGGAGAGGAAGAGAGGACAGCGACCCCCUGCGCAUCCCCAGCCGACAUCAUCCUCAUCCACACAGGCCCAACCCCAUGGUUCCUCCCUUUGCUGCAGGAGGAGCAGAUCUGGAUCCAUUUGGGUCUCACGGCAGCGGCGGGAUGAUAGUUGACCCGUUGAGGUCGGGUUAUCCUCGCUCUGGUUUUGAUCCGUCCAGUGGAAUUCCCGACAUUCUGCCUCCUGGUGCCGUUCCCCCCGGAGCUCGCUUUGACCCGUUUGGACCCAUCGGGCAACGGAGACCAGGGCCGGAUCCAGAUCACAUGCCUCCUCCUGGUUAUGACGACAUGUUCAUGUAGUUUUCCUGCAGCAGCAGCAGCAGCAGCAGCAGCCGCAGCAGCCGCAGCAGCAGCAGCAGCAGCAGCAGCAGCAGCAGCCGCAGCAGCCGCAGCAGCAGCAGAGUCAGAGUCUCACUUCACCUCCUCCCUGGUUUAAUCCAGUGCAGUCCCCUGACCUGGAAAUGACAUUUUCAUUCAGCUCCAACAUCUUAAUAACUUCCAUUAUGUGACAAAACAGAAAAAGCUUCCCCACAAAUAGAGACAGUGUAGAUGAAGGAUUUCCAAAGACUGGGUCGAGGCCCACAGAUGUUUUUUUGGCGGUCCCCAAACAAAGAAUUUUUCCCAACUUUUAGUUAAGAUUUAUGUGUUUAGGUUUAAAAAGAAACAAAGCAUGCAUAAAAUGAAGUUUUAACUCAUUUACUUAACAUGUUUUGGAAGAUGUGUUAGGUUUUACACAUAUGGCUGUAAAUGAGUCACUUCAUUUUGCACUAAUUUGUUCUAGUCACGAUUUAUAUUGUGUUUAAAUGAUAGUUUAAAAAGUGGGUACUCGUACAGAAAGUUUGGGGGAAAAUAGGGCUGCAACGACUUGGAGAUGAUUAAUCGAUUACUAAAUGUAUCAAUUAAUCAGUUUGAAGUUUUUUUUCAAUAAUUAAAACAAGUUUCUCUGAUUUUUCAGCUUCUUAAAUGUCAGUAUUUCCUGGUUUCUUUGCUCCAUACAACAAAGAAAUAAUUAAAACUAAAUCAUUUUAGUUUUUAAAUCAACACUUUUCAGCAUAUUAUGGAUCAAACAACUCAUUCAUUAAUGGAAGAAAUAAUGGACAGAUGAAUUGAUGAUGAAAGAAAUGGUUGGUUGCAGCCCUGAAAGAAAGUAAACAUUUAUAAUGUAUAAUGUGAAUUAGAGGUUAUAUUUGGAUUAUCCUGAAAACAACUCCUGUCUGUUUAGAUUUUCAUCGUUUCAUCAUUAAAUUGCAUCUUGUUCUUGAACAAAA
Molecule: messenger RNA, 2001 nt
Organism: Solea solea (common sole)
Lineage: Eukaryota; Metazoa; Chordata; Actinopteri; Pleuronectiformes; Soleidae
Gene: psmf1
Product: proteasome inhibitor subunit 1
Exons: 8
Coding region: 212-1033 (273 amino acids)
Biological process (GO): proteasome-mediated ubiquitin-dependent protein catabolic process
Molecular function (GO): endopeptidase inhibitor activity; proteasome binding
Source: RefSeq, a predicted model, not a curated record